Messenger RNA from Auanema sp. JU1783, 1791 nucleotides. The record is from the annotation of a GenBank genome assembly. Lineage: Eukaryota; Metazoa; Nematoda; Chromadorea; Rhabditida; Rhabditidae.
AUGACUUCUCCAACUGUUCCUUCGUCUCAUAGAUUUCUAACAUUAGAUGGCUUGAUGCCAUCAACUAUCUAUGAUAAAGGUGACACGGAGAUGGACACGUCAGAAGAAAUGGAAGAAAUCAGGGAACUUCUAUACGAAAUGAUCCAGAAGAACUUUUCCAUGGGAGUAUCUUCGACACACUUGGCAGAGAAAUAUCAGGAAGAAUAUGUCAACAAGGGUUUAGGAAGAGAAUUACCUACCGAUUGGCUGGAACAGGUGCUAAUUUCCUUUUUGACAGAGGAAUUUGAAGCUCAAACAAGGGGACCUUUGACCAUACUGUUUGUUCGUCUGUCGAACACCAGUUCUUUCAAAAGACCUCCUAUUCCGCUCACAAACGUCAGAAUUAUCUCGUCAAGCUCCAAGAAUGAAAAUCCCGAUCUGAUAAAGAGGAGAAAGGAUAAAUACCCUUUAGUUCAUUCAGAGACUCUUUCGACCAUUUCGGAAUCUCUUACUCCUCGUUGCGAAGUACAUGUUGUGGCUUUUGAGAGUACUGAAGACUUUUACAUUAGAGCUGUCAAGGAUGAAAAGAAAUUCUGCGAUAUAAAAGAAACUCUGGCUGAUUUUUUCUCCAAAGAUGAGAAUGAAAACAGAGUUCAAAUUUAUGAGAUCUUAUCUGGUGGGGCCUACGCUUUAUGUGAUGCGGGAGGAGAAUGGUUUCGGAUAAUCGCUGAGGAGUUGCCGCGUAAUGGAACUUUAAAAUGUUUUUUCUCCGACGUCGGUGUCAAGGGAACUUUCCCAGUGAGAGAUGUUCGGCUCUUACCUGAUCCUAGUUCUACCAUAAUGCAAACUCCUGCAUUGGCUAAGAGAGUUGCCAUGGGAUUCUCUUCAUCCGAAGUUGGAACAGAAACUGAUCAAAUUGUCCGUGAAAUUUUUUUCGAGAACGAUCCUUCAGGCAAUUUAGUCCCUGUCACGAUCUUGUUUUCAUCAGCCGAUAAUUCAAGUAAGAUUGAUCAUCAGACUAUUGAUUUAUGGACUGUGGAUAGUCGAGCUAUCAAGGAAGAGGUUCUCAAUCGACUUUCCGGAGAUGCUAACGGCAAUACAAAGAACAGUAUCAUCUCUCGAGCUUCAACUGUCGUGUCUCCAUCGAAUGUAUGUGUGUUUAGCGGCGAUGCGGAUAUUACGCCAAUGGAAAUUUCACAAAUGCCUGUUGGUAUAUUUCCAGCAAAUGCCUUAUUUGCUGCUGGCCCCAUGGAUAUUAGUCUACGUCAAGUUUCUUUGGACCCGAUGCCGGACUAUAUGUAUAAUAAAUUGGCAGAAGAGUGUUUGCUGCCCGAUUCUCAGUUAACGGAAAAUCCCCAAGCGGGUUUAUUCUAUGCCGCGAAGAUCGACGGUCGAUGGGAACGAGUUCAAUGUAUCCGACCUUCCAAAAUUGAUUUGAUGGCAUUCUGUGUAUAUUUGAUAGACGUAGGAGCUUUCCAUUACGUGAGGAGAGAUUCAAUCAGAAAAUUGAAUGGUAAAACUCCCUUCAGAAAGAUGUUGAUGUUCAAAUGCAAGUUAUCGGGUAUUCAGCCAGUUGGAGGAGUUGAUGUGUGGAGCCGAGAAACUCAUGAAGCAGUUCGCGAAUUUUUCGAAGCCGGACUUGGCGAUCCCGUUUUGGUGAAUCCAUUGCCCAAUGGAUGGAGUGAAUGGAAGCAAUUGAAUGCGCCGGCAGUUCCUCUUGUAGAGGCUCGUCUUUCGUGUUGUGGACGAGAUCUUGCCGAUUGGUUGAUUUCAUGUGGACUGGCUAUGCCCAUUUCUCAUGAAAAGCAUUAA